Molecule: messenger RNA, 1101 nt
Organism: Homo sapiens (human)
Lineage: Eukaryota; Metazoa; Chordata; Mammalia; Primates; Hominidae
Gene: TAS2R3
Product: taste 2 receptor member 3
Exons: 1
Coding region: 63-1013 (316 amino acids)
Biological process (GO): G protein-coupled receptor signaling pathway; sensory perception of taste
Cellular component (GO): plasma membrane; membrane
Molecular function (GO): bitter taste receptor activity; G protein-coupled receptor activity
Source: RefSeq, marked reviewed
UCAGUGAGGAGAUUCUAUGUAUCAACAGAAAGAACAAAGAUCAGGGCUGCCUAAUUGCUGACAUGAUGGGACUCACCGAGGGGGUGUUCCUGAUUCUGUCUGGCACUCAGUUCACACUGGGAAUUCUGGUCAAUUGUUUCAUUGAGUUGGUCAAUGGUAGCAGCUGGUUCAAGACCAAGAGAAUGUCUUUGUCUGACUUCAUCAUCACCACCCUGGCACUCUUGAGGAUCAUUCUGCUGUGUAUUAUCUUGACUGAUAGUUUUUUAAUAGAAUUCUCUCCCAACACACAUGAUUCAGGGAUAAUAAUGCAAAUUAUUGAUGUUUCCUGGACAUUUACAAACCAUCUGAGCAUUUGGCUUGCCACCUGUCUUGGUGUCCUCUACUGCCUGAAAAUCGCCAGUUUCUCUCACCCCACAUUCCUCUGGCUCAAGUGGAGAGUUUCUAGGGUGAUGGUAUGGAUGCUGUUGGGUGCACUGCUCUUAUCCUGUGGUAGUACCGCAUCUCUGAUCAAUGAGUUUAAGCUCUAUUCUGUCUUUAGGGGAAUUGAGGCCACCAGGAAUGUGACUGAACACUUCAGAAAGAAGAGGAGUGAGUAUUAUCUGAUCCAUGUUCUUGGGACUCUGUGGUACCUGCCUCCCUUAAUUGUGUCCCUGGCCUCCUACUCUUUGCUCAUCUUCUCCCUGGGGAGGCACACACGGCAGAUGCUGCAAAAUGGGACAAGCUCCAGAGAUCCAACCACUGAGGCCCACAAGAGGGCCAUCAGAAUCAUCCUUUCCUUCUUCUUUCUCUUCUUACUUUACUUUCUUGCUUUCUUAAUUGCAUCAUUUGGUAAUUUCCUACCAAAAACCAAGAUGGCUAAGAUGAUUGGCGAAGUAAUGACAAUGUUUUAUCCUGCUGGCCACUCAUUUAUUCUCAUUCUGGGGAACAGUAAGCUGAAGCAGACAUUUGUAGUGAUGCUCCGGUGUGAGUCUGGUCAUCUGAAGCCUGGAUCCAAGGGACCCAUUUUCUCUUAGAGUAACAGAGGGCAUGGGGUGGAGCCCUUGAGCCUUUUGGCCUGGCUCAAGACUACAGGACUCUUCCUGACCUUCCUAUGUUACCAGU